UUCAGAGCAAACUGUCCUCUAUAUAUUGAACGCCCAGUUUCUCAACUUGGAGUCCACAGAUGAAAAACUAAAACUUUCAGAAAUAUAUACCACAUCAUGAAGAGUUUAAGUUAUGCAAUAUCUAUGGCAGCUGAGAAGCAUAAAGUCUAUAUUGCAAUGAUCUUCAUACAAUUCGUGUAUGCUGGCAUGGCCUUGUUUUCUAAGGCAGCAGUUUCUAAAGGAAUGAACCCUUUUGUCUUUGUGGUCUAUCGCCAAGCUUUCGCCUUCCUUGCCUUGGCUCCAUUUGCUUUCUUCUUUGAAAGUUCAAAAGAAGUUCCUCUUUCCUAUACCUUACUCAUCAAGAUUUUCUUUAUUUCCUUAUUUGGGAUUACACUGAGUUUAAAUCUGUACUAUGUUGCAAUCAACUACACCUCUGCAACUUUUGCUGCAGCCACCACCACUGCAAUUCCUGCAAUUACUUUUGUUAUGGCAGUUUUAUUAAGGAUGGAAAGCAUUUCGAUAAAGCAUUUGCAUGGUGUGGCCAAGGUGUUGGGUUCUGUCACCAGCCUUUCAGGGGCUGUGGUAUAUGCUUUAAUCAAGGGGCCUCCAUUAAAGUUCAUGAACUGGUUUCCAGAAAAUCUAGACCACCAAAUCCAUCCAAAGAGUUCCCGCAGAGGGGAGUGGAUUAAAGGUUCCCUCAUUAUGCUCUCAGCCAACACUGCUUGGUCUUUGUGGCUAAUUUUGCAGGGUCCAAUUGUGAAGGAAUAUCCAGCAAAGUUGAGGCUUACUGCUCUGCAGUGCUUCUUUAGCUGCAUGCAGUCUGCUUUCUGGACAAUUGCGAUUGAGAGAAGGCCUUCAGCUUGGAAGAUUGGAUGGGACAUUCAUCUUCUAGCUGUGGUCUACUGUGGUGUAAUUGUAACCGGGAUUACUUACUGGCUACAAGUUUGGGCCAUACAGAAGAAAGGUCCAGUUUUCACAGCAAUGUUCACUCCUUUAGCACUAAUUAUAACAGCAAUAUUCUCAGCAAUCCUGUGGAAAGAAGCCAUCUACUGGGGAAGUAUUGGUGGAGGCGUAUUGCUGGUUGCUGGUCUCUAUAGCGUGUUGUGGGGAAAGAAAAAGGAGGACCAGAAAAGUAGAGAAAAUGAGCAAAAACAAGAAAACAAGGAGGAAGUACUCAUCGUAUAAGUGACGGAGCAGCUAGUAGUCAAUAAAAUGGAUUAGUAAUCCCACGAUGAGAUAAAGUUCACAUGGAGACUAAUUUUAGAGCGGCUAGUGACUGCCAUCUCUCAGUGUGAUCAUAGUUAACUACUCUCUUUUCACAUUUUUCUUUUGCGUUUUUGAGGUUUCUAAGUUUGCAGUGUAAUUUUUGUAUAUAUAGAAGGAAAAUGAUUGUUGGCCACGAUGAGGCCUAAGAUUUGUUACGUCAGUUUCAAA
Messenger RNA from Rosa chinensis, 1413 nucleotides. Its product is annotated as WAT1-related protein At1g43650. Gene Ontology annotation, cellular component: plasma membrane. The transcript has 7 exons. Gene Ontology annotation, molecular function: transmembrane transporter activity. Lineage: Eukaryota; Viridiplantae; Streptophyta; Magnoliopsida; Rosales; Rosaceae. Bases 97 to 1164 code for a protein of 355 amino acids. The record is from RefSeq and is a predicted model, not a curated record.